CUCGAUAUACAGUUUUGGUAACAUCCUUUCAGCAAAACUUAAGUUAACAAUUUUUUUAAAUAAAACUCUUUAUGGCGUGAUAAUUUUACACCAUGAUGUGAUACUUCGUGUAGCUUUGUAAUCUAAGGCCUUUCCGGUAUUGGGAGAUUCCUGUAGCAAAAUGCCGUUUCAACGGUUCGUGGAACCGGGUCGCAUCGCCUACGUGAGCGACGGAGUCCAUAAAGGGAAAUUAGUGACUAUUGUAGAUGUCAUCGAUCAAACGAGGGCGCUGGUGGACGGGCCGGAGAGCGGCGUGCCGCGCCGCGCCCUGCGCCUGAACCAGCUCUACCUGACCAAGCUGCGCGUCAAGUUCGCGCACAGCGCGUCGACGCGCGUCGUGCGCAAGGCGUGGCGCGACGGCAAGGUGGACGAGGAGUGGAAGAAGACCACCUGGGCCGGCCACCUGGAGUCCAAGAGGAGGCGAAGUGAGCUGACUGAUUUUGAUCGCUUCAAACUGAGGAAAGUGCGGCAACUCAGAAACAAGAUACGAUCGCAGGCGUUCUUCUCCUUGAAGAAAGCUGCUACAAAAGCGGGCACCUUGUACAAAAGUAAAAGGGUCUUGGCACACGCAGCAAAGAAGAAAGAUGCUCCUAAAAAGAAGAAAUAAAAUUUCAGAUAUAGAUAUGUGUCUUGUAUUUUCUCAAAAGAAAAGAAAAUAAAUUUUUUUCUUUUGUGUGUAUAAACUAAA
Bacillus rossius redtenbacheri is the source of this 727-nucleotide messenger RNA. It is a transcript of the gene RpL14, whose product is annotated as large ribosomal subunit protein eL14. The record is from RefSeq and is a predicted model, not a curated record. Gene Ontology annotation, cellular component: cytosolic large ribosomal subunit; ribosome. The transcript is spliced from 4 exons. The coding region runs from base 161 to 646 and encodes 161 amino acids. Gene Ontology annotation, biological process: translation; ribosomal large subunit biogenesis. Gene Ontology annotation, molecular function: RNA binding; structural constituent of ribosome. Lineage: Eukaryota; Metazoa; Arthropoda; Insecta; Phasmatodea; Bacillidae.